Molecule: messenger RNA, 684 nt
Organism: Pollicipes pollicipes
Lineage: Eukaryota; Metazoa; Arthropoda; Thecostraca; Pollicipedomorpha; Pollicipedidae
Product: elongin-B
Exons: 5
Coding region: 171-527 (118 amino acids)
Biological process (GO): transcription elongation by RNA polymerase II
Cellular component (GO): VCB complex; elongin complex
Molecular function (GO): protein binding
Source: RefSeq, a predicted model, not a curated record
AGUUACAAGAUUUGUCUAAAGAUGUAUCAUGCAACCUUUGAGUGAUAUCCUUGAUGUGCACCCCUAGCAACAGAGAUUGGUGUUUGAGGAGACUGGUGGUGAUGUCAUAGCAUCUGGUUUUGAAGGCUAACAAGUGCACACCAAAUUUUACAGCAUCAGAAAACCCAGCCAUGGACAUUUACAUGAUGAUCCGGCGCCAGAAGACCACCAUCUUCACCGACGCCAAGGAGAACACGUCCGUGGCGGAGCUGAAGCGAAUCCUGGAGGGCAUCCUGAAGGUGGCGCCCGAGAACCAGAAGCUGCUCAAGGACGAGACCGAGAUGGAGGACACUAAGACGCUUCAGGACUGCGGCCUGACGUCAUCGACGGCGCAGGCGCACAAGCCGGCCACACUGGUCCUUUGCUUCCGGCAAGAGGAUGGCGAGUUUGAGGCCCCCGAGGUAGUGCCCUACUCGACGCCGCCUGAGCUUCCGGACGUGAUGCGGCCCCAGCAAGAGACGGCCCCCGCCGAACAGAUCGCCUCGUGAAGCUCCCGUAUGUGCUGCCUGCGGACGGAGGUACCUGACGCGUCAGCGCGCCACCCCAGGUCGCCGCCCGCAGUCGCGUCCGUCCCGCUGACGGCGCUGCGAAACCGCUGACGUCACCGCCGUGUCCCAGUGACGUCACUGGGCGGCGUCGGCCGCC